AUGCCAUUUUUGGGUCAAGACUGGAGGUCUCCUGGAUGGAGUUGGAUUAAAACAGAAGACGGCUGGAAGAGAUGCGAGUCCUGCAGUCAGGAACUUGGAAGAGAGAGUAACCAGUGUGACAUUAGUCACAGCAUUAUCUUAAAUAGUGAAGAUGAAGGAAUAUUCAAUGAUGAGGAGCGAGAAUAUGCAUCCAAAAAAAGGAAAAAAGACCAUUUUAGAAAUAACACAAAUACUCAAAGUUUUUAUCGUGAAAAAUGGAUCUAUGUCCAUAAAGAAAGCACAAAAGAAAGGCAUGGCUAUUGUACCCUGGGAGAAGCCUUUAAUCGGUUAGAUUUCUCAAGUGCAAUUCAAGAUAUCCGAAGGUUCAAUUAUGUGGUCAAACUGUUGCAGCUCAUUGCAAAGUCCCAGUUAACUUCACUGAGUGGUGUGGCACAAAAGAAUUACUUCAACAUUUUGGAUAAGAUUGUUCAAAAGGUCCUUGAUGACCACCACAAUCCUCGCCUGAUCAAAGAUCUUCUCCAAGACCUGAGCUCUACCCUCUGUAUCCUUAUUAGAGGAGUGGGGAAGUCUGUGUUGGUGGGAAACAUCAACAUUUGGAUUUGCCGAUUGGAAACUAUUCUCACCUGGCAACAGCAGCUGCAGAAUCUCCAGAUGACUAAGCAAGUGGACAGUGGGCUCACGCUCAGUGACCUCCCUCUGCACAUGCUGAACAACAUCCUGUACCGCUUCUCAGAUGGCUGGGACAUCGUCACUCUGGGCCAAGUGACCCCCACCCUGUACAUGCUUAGUGAGGACAGGCAGCUGUGGAAGAGGCUGUGUCAGUACCACUUUGCCGAAAAGCAGUUUUGUAGACAUUUGAUCCUUUCAGAAAAAGGUCAUGUCGAAUGGAAGUUGAUGUAUUUUGCACUUCAGAAAUAUUACCCCACUAAAGAACAGUAUGGAGACACUUUACAUUUUUGUCGGCACUGCAGCAUUCUCUUUUGGAAGGACUCAGGACACCCCUGCACCGCGGCUGACCCCAAUAGCUGCUUCACACCCGUGUCCCCGCAGCAUUUCAUCGACCUCUUCAAGUUCUGAAGGCUGCCUCAACCACCUGUCCUGCUGUCCAGAAGUGUCCUGGUCCUUGUGUACUUUCGUUUUUGGAGUUCAGUGGCCCAGGCAGAACCAGUAACUUCUACUUAUCUAUGUAAAAACUUUUCUUCUGAGCAUAUUAGGAUUUGCAGUUUUGCGUAUUUAUAUAUAUGGUUUUAAAAAGAUUUUGGAUUUUCAGCCCUAUAAUCUGUGCUCAACUGACACAGAAAGCCUUCUAGAACAUGCUUCUUAAUUGUCAAAUUAUAGCUUCCCCAUUUUAUAGUAAUUGGGAUGGGGGAUAAAACAGUCGAUCCUUGUAAAUACAUUGUGCAGAAUAUUUAUUUUUUCUUAAAACAUAUUUUAACAGCUGCAUUGGCUGUGCCCAAAUGUGUCCUCUUUGAACACAGAAUCCACCUAGGGAAAUAGCAGCACAUUCCACUGGUGGUGGGUCAAUUGUGAAUUAUUCACUGUGCCUCUGACAGCGUGGUGGCCUUGCUCCUGAACACCCAAGGGCAGGUGUGGGCAGGGAGCCUGCUGUGGGGCCACUGUGAGCUCAUGCUGGACUGUGCAGGCACCAAACUGGGAAGGAGUGUUGCCAAGACUGAGUUGGAACAGCCCAGGAUGGUCCAGACUCCUUUUAUGGUCACAUUUAUCUAAUUUACCUUCAUCGAUUUUGCAUCCUAUUGAAGAACAUAGUGAUUUUGAUUUAAUUCAAGUCUUCAAAGGUUGUUUUAUUUUUAAAAUAAUGUGUGUCCACUUUAGACAAUUUUGAAAAUAAAGGUAUAUGAAAGAAAAUAAAAAUCACCCACAAUCUUACUGUCCAUGCUCCGAAGGGAAGGACACAGGGCUCCUCAGCAGCCAGGAGUGGAGAUGUGAGACUGUACGUUUCAUCUUCAGUAGGUUCAAGGGACCCAAGCAAAUCAUUUCUACUUCCUUUAACUAUUUUUUCUUCUCAGUGUAUUAAAAUUUGUAAUUUUACAUAUUUAUAAAUGCAAAUCAAAGAUUUUCAAUGUUGAGCCCCACAUUCUGUGCUGAGUGACAUGAAUGGCCAAGAAUAUGCCCUUUUUGUCAAAUUAGUUUUCCUUCAGGCAAGACACUGACACUGGGUCCUCGGUCAUGUCCACAGGAGUGUGAGUUUUCGUGCUGUGUGCCAUCUUCAUUUCAUAACUAGCCUCUUCAUAGAGGCAUUUACCUGUAUUUUAAAUACUAUUUGAAAACAGGUUUUUUUUUUUUAACGUGAUUGUUCUUGGCUGUGUAGCUUCACCUCAGUGAAACAAACUUCAUCAUCCCAGCAUUCUGGCAGCUUCUGACUUUUGUCACUACCCUCAGUGAUUCUGUGAUGAGCAUUACUGUCCAUAAACGUGCAUGUGAUACUUGUUAUGAUGACCCAGAAGAACCAACACCAUGAGUCGGACAUUUACGGCUUUUAACAUAUAUUUCCAGAUUGCUAGUGAGAAAAGAAAUUGUUAUUAUCUGUCUAAGAAAGGGAACAUGUUACAUUUCCAUUAUCCCGGAAGCACGGUUAUCAUUUCUUUUCCUGUUGGUGCUAUUUUAAUAUUUGACAAAUUGGAUAUGUGCUUUAUUGUGAGGUUGAACAUUUCUGUAUAUUUACUGGCCAUUUGUUUUGUUUCUGGUAAAUUAAUGUGUAUUCUUUGCCUGUUUUUCUUGGGGGUGUUGGUCUUAUUCAUAUGAAUUUCUUAAAAGAAUACCAACCGUUUGAAAUUGUGGUUCUUUCCCCCUGGUGGUCAUACACUUUUUAAUUGUUGGGAUACUAUGCAGCUGUGCUCUGUAAUCACACAUACGUGCAUUUAACAUGUAUAAAUUAAGCAAUAUCUGUUCAGAAAAAAUACUAGUAUUCAUGGUAUUGAGGGGAGGAUUCCAGUAAUUGCACAUGGUUAGUGUAUUGACACGGGUAGCUCACCCAAACUGUUUGAAGCACAUUGGCACUGCUGAGGCAGGUGCACCCCAGGAGUUGGGCAGGUGGUCAAGGUGCCCACUCAUACUGGAGGAUUCUUGGAGAGUGUAGACAAAGGCAGAAUAAAGAGAGUUUUGAUCAGUUAUUUAUGAUAGAUUAGACAGCACCAAACGGAGAUAAGAGGACUCCAAGUUUAUACAUCUGGAUAGUUUAUUUGCAUGCAAAUUCUAUGAGAGGGUCUGCCAAA
This is a messenger RNA of Otolemur garnettii (small-eared galago), 3233 nucleotides long. RefSeq names its product F-box protein 25 (gene FBXO25). Gene Ontology annotation, cellular component: SCF ubiquitin ligase complex; nucleus; cytoplasm. The transcript is spliced from 9 exons. Gene Ontology annotation, molecular function: protein binding. NCBI's taxonomy places the organism in Eukaryota, Metazoa, Chordata, Mammalia, Primates, Galagidae. Gene Ontology annotation, biological process: protein ubiquitination. The coding region runs from base 1 to 1077 and encodes 358 amino acids. The record is from RefSeq and is a predicted model, not a curated record.